UACAGAAGCAGAUUAUAAACCCACACAGAUAUAGUGAGGUCUGAUUUCUCUGUGCAGCAAUAAGCACACACUUUAUGUAUAGUAGUCCACGUGCGAAGAUGCACAGAAUUGUAGGGAAAGCCGCUUUUCUGUCCUGAAUGUCCUUGGUUAACAAUCCGAUUGAAAAUAUAAAUAUUUCCUUUAAAUUGCACCCUGGCAUGGAGUUAUUUUUUCCCUGCAAACAAAUACAAUACCUUUUCUGCACUGUAGAAACACAGUGUCCAUUCUUACAACUCAAAAAUGCCCUAUCUUUUGGAUUGAGCUGAGAGGCGACUGAGAUGUUAACAGUCAAAAGAACUGGAUUAACACUGAAUUACAAAUUUUAACAGUGUGAAACGGUAUGUUUUGAAAUUUAGGGUGAUUAUGAGAACCAUAGAAAAAAACAGGGAGGGGUGAGAGGGUUGGGGGGAAAAGGCAAGCCUCGUGCCCUUGCAGUUGAUCAUUGGUUGGAGCCACAGGGAAGGGGAGGGGCCUCAGUGUCACUGUUUCUGUAGAGAGAGAGGCAGAGUGAGCAAGACAGCAAAGGAGGAUAAAUGAACACGGGGGGUUCUCCCAGCAUCGGUAUGCCUGCCUACCUCAUUUCCAGUCCAGACACAGUUGCUGCUCCUCUGGAUAGAAAUAACAGCUGAGGUGUGUUUGCAUGUGUGUGCGCAUUUUAAAUACCAGUUACUCCGUGCACCGCCUUCAUUCUCUUAGCUAACGCCAGUCUGCUGUGAUUUUACUGCGAAGGACCAGACAGAAACUGACUAGAGCAAGCGGACAUGGAGCAGUGGUGAAAAGAGGGGUAAAGGAGAGCCAAGAAACACAAGGAAAAAUGAAGAAGGAACAGGAGAGAGAGAAGCAGAAGGACAGAUUAAAAAGGAGAUAUUAUGCUUAAUGUCUCCUUCCCUCAAUUCAUUAACGCAGCACUUUACACAAUAAUGUCUUUUCAUUGUAAGUGACUCUGUGGACUAUAAACAUAUACAAGAGCUUCAAUCAGCUUUCUGCAGCUGUAGCAGAUGUUGAAGACAUCUUUGACUUUAUAGGGAGCGGAGGCAUUUCAAGCAAAGAUUGGACUGGAAUUGCUUUAAACAAAGUCUCAUUUUGUAUUUUUUUUGUCUUCAGCUGGGAUGUUUGCUUUACUGAAUAAAAGGAAUACACACGUUUCUUUUUUUGUUUUAAUCUGUUUUUACGCUGGUGGUUUUCUAUCUUUUGUGUAAACCCACAACUGCCUGCACCGAGGACAAACCCAGGGGGCUUCCUCACCUCUCGUUGUCCUUUCCAUGCCGCCUGCAUUUGAAAUGGCAGAUGGCAGCAGUCUCUUCAUAGAACCACAACAUGCAGCUUUUUGUUUGGACUGAAACCAUACAAGCUACAAGAUGAUGAAUUCCUCCCUGGAUCCACUGAACCAAAGCUCUGCUGACCCGUCAAACUUAUCUGUGCCCUUCUGCCUGCUUGAGAUAGGCUAUUCCCAGAUUUUCACCACCUGCAUGCUUGAAAUCUCUAUCAUACUUCUUCUCACUGUUCUCAUAAUUUCUGGUAACCUGGUGGUGAUUUUUGUGUUUCACUGUGCCCCCUUGCUUAGCCAGCACACCACCAGUGCUUUCAUCCAGACUAUGGCAUACGCUGAUUUGCUGGUGGGGGUCAGCUGCCUGUUCCCCUCUCUGUCCCUCCUCCAUCACCUCAAGGGCCUCGACCCCAAACUCACCUGCCAGGUGUUCGGGUACAUGGUGUCUGUUUUGAAAUCAGUUUCAAUGGUGUCGUUAGCAUGUGUGAGUGUAGACCGCUACAUUGCCAUCACAAGACCACUGACUUAUGCAUCCCUGGUGACACCUUGUCGAAUUCGAUGCUGCAUUGUUUUAAUAUGGUUGUAUUCUGCUCUAGUGUUUCUCCCAUCGUUUCUGGGGUGGGGGAAACCUGGUUACCACGGGGAUGUGGUGGAGUGGUGCGCAGUUGAGUGGAGGACUCGUCCGGCCUUCACAACCUUUAUUGUUGCAUUGCUCUACGCACCAGCUGCUCUCACUGUUUGCUUUACCUACGCCAACAUCUUCAAGAUCUGCCGGCAGCACACCCGGGAGAUCAGCGAGCGCCGCGCACGAUACCGACCACAACAGCUGCAGGGCCCAGGAUUGUCAGUGGGAUCUGCGUUCAAGGACAACAGUGCAGUAGAGCAAGGGCAGUUAACCCACUUGUCUCAACCACAAAAACCUCAACCACAAUAUCAGCAGCCCACAUCAACAUACCCAGACAAGCGAUACGCUAUGGUAUUGUUCCGCAUUACCAGCGUGUUUUAUAUCCUCUGGUUGCCCUACAUCCUCUACUUUCUGUUGGAGAGUGGAGGGAUCUAUCACCACCCUGCAGCCUCAUUCCUAACCACAUGGCUUGCCAUCAGCAACAGCUUCUGCAACUGUCUUAUCUACAGCCUCUCUAACUCUGCCUUCAGGAAGGGCCUCAAACGUCUCUGCUCCUUCUGUUUACAGCGCAGUGGCAGUGGCUUCGGGGUUAGGAACACUAAAAAGGCUUUUGUUGGUUCUGUUGAAAAAGGAUGUGGCGUGCCGGCGUAUGGAUACGGACAUGGGGAAAUAGGAAUUGGCACAACAUGUCAUGUGUAGAGCGCACACAGAGGAAACCCUUGUGCCAAAUUGGCAUUUGAACUUUUUAAAAACCUGAUGUGAUUGCUGUAAAAUGUCUCCUCUUUUAUGCUUAAAUGUGCUGUAAAGAGAUGGAAGGAGGCAUUGAUCCGUCACUGCUGUUUUUGUCGCACUUGGAGGUUACAUAGGCGUCCUCUCUGCAGACGCCACAGCUAGCAAAGACAGAGAAAGAGAGUCAAGAGCAAAACACUGAAGGAGAAAAGGCCUAAAUAGCCCUGCAACGGGCAUGCUGAAAUGGUCCUAGAAAAACAGCAUACUGUACUGUGUAUGGACAGGGGUGAUGGAUGGAAAGGGUUGGGAUGGAGGAGACAAAGGUGUCUCUGGAGAAAUAAACUCUUUUGAGGUUAUACACUUGUAUCAAUCAGUUUUCUUUAAUGGCAAAUGAAUCCUUAACUUAUUUUGCCAAUACAUCAAAACGUUCCAAGAAAAGUCUUCUGAAAGACUGUAUGUGAAACAAUGUGCCCUUUGUUGCCAGAUUAUCAACACAGUAUGAGCUAAAUGCAAAAAAGAAGACAGUUGAUGCUGUGUUUUUGUAAUGUGGUGCUGAGGCGAAGCUCUUUACAUAUGUUUUACAUGCUCCUACCCCCUCAGUAUCUGAAAACAAAAAGUGAUGCAACGGUUUGUUUGUGUAUUUGUUGUCUUUUGUUGUUGACUGAUUGAUUGAGCUUAGUCAGUCAAAAAGAAAUGGAAAGAAAAAUGUAGGUCUAGACACAUGUCAUUUUUGAGUGAUUUUCAGUUAAUUUAUCGUUCAAUUAAUUUUUCAAAUCUUUCUCAGUUUCAUUGCCCCUUUGUUGUUUUGAUUUAUGUAACUAAAGUUAUUUCAUAAGACUCCUAUCAGACACACACACACAACACACACACACACACACACACACACACACACACACACACACACACACACACACACACACACACAUAUAUAUUCACUUUGCCAACUGGCUAGCCUCUGAAAAGGGACUGACCCCUCAACUUGCUGAAGUUAGGUUGCAUGCUUGUGUGUAUGUGAGCAUCUACAUGCAUUUGCGUGUUGUAGUCUGUGCAUGUGUGUUAUUUUGUGUGUUCUUUUCACUCUUAACUUCAUAUUUAAUGACUCCAAGUGUACAUACUGUGUCAUAAACUCAAACAUUUUAAACCAUUAUCUCUAUUUUGAACCAUGGAGAAUCAUUUUACAGUUCAUUUAGGUGCAGAUAAUCUAACUUUAUCAUUUAUAUCUAAUCUACCAAAGAAAGUUAAUUUGGUUAAAUUAUAUUGUUUUCUAAAUAUCUACCAUAUGAAGAUUUAGUUAAGUGCAAUUUAGUAAGAGGGGGUUUUACACAAAAUUUGUGUAGUUCGACUGUACUGUGUUGGCCCAGUGAUGCCUUGUCUGCAUAAAUAUGACUGUUUCAGUAAAGAGAUCUAUUGUUGCCUUGAUAUACAAAUGAAAAUGAAUUGUUGGGAAAGUAUUUUCCUUACAUUUAGUGAGGGCUUAAUUUCUACACAAGCGACUGUUUUUAGAGGCAACAGCACAGACUGGAAAUAAAAAUAUACAUUAGCCAGCCUAAAAUGACACACUCUAUACAAAAUAGCCUGAACCCCAUCUGUUGUAAGGUAAUGUCAUUGUUAAUUCAGCUACUCUCUUGUUUCCAACUGAAAUGAACCAGGCGCAAACACAUUACUCAAAACUGUUAAUAUUGUUUGUAUUUAAAAUUAUUUGUACGUGUGUGCAUAGUUGUGUAUGAGUUGUGUGUGUGUGUGUGUGUAGGUGUAUUAGGAUGUGAUCAUUGGCUAAAUUUAACUGUUUACGUUGUUCUAGCAAGGCUGCUAACAGUGUUUCAUUACUUAAUUAGCUGCACAUCACGUCUCUCCAAUACACCGUAUUUUGUGAGUGUACUGUAUGUGAGUAUGAUGUGCUAUUGUGGUAGAUUCAUGUUGUCUUUAAAUAUUUUGGCUGUCAUCUGUGAAGCAUUGCCAAAUAUUGUGAUCUUUCCUGUUUUUACUGUCUUUUGUUCAGAAAUGGCGUGGGCAGAAAUGGUGUAUUGAAUGUCUGAUUGCCAAAACACAGAAAUGUAUUUUUGUAAAAUUAUUUAGUUUCUGACUAUUCUCUUGUGAAAUGUUGCAAAAUCUAAGUAGGUUUAGUAGCAUGAUUACCUAUUGAAAUGAUUGAAGAUGUGUCUUGAUGAAGAUCCAUUUAUUUUACUUGGGCUAGGUGUAAAAUAAUACUAGGUGUCUCUACUGUCUUUUGCACUAAGAAAAUCGCUUACUUUGAAUAUGAGGCAAGAAGUUAAUCACUAAAAAGAUAUCAUUUCCCACAGAAGUUAAUGGUACAAUUCCUCAGAAAUGCGUAA
Etheostoma spectabile (orangethroat darter) is the source of this 4993-nucleotide messenger RNA. RefSeq names its product probable G-protein coupled receptor 21. Bases 1398 to 2630 code for a protein of 410 amino acids. Gene Ontology annotation, biological process: G protein-coupled receptor signaling pathway. NCBI's taxonomy places the organism in Eukaryota, Metazoa, Chordata, Actinopteri, Perciformes, Percidae. The transcript has 2 exons. Gene Ontology annotation, molecular function: G protein-coupled receptor activity. The record is from RefSeq and is a predicted model, not a curated record. Gene Ontology annotation, cellular component: membrane.